Molecule: messenger RNA, 4166 nt
Organism: Diabrotica virgifera virgifera (western corn rootworm)
Lineage: Eukaryota; Metazoa; Arthropoda; Insecta; Coleoptera; Chrysomelidae
Exons: 4
Coding region: 101-553 (150 amino acids)
Source: RefSeq, a predicted model, not a curated record
UAAAUUUACCAUUCCCAAAGGCCCUUUUGCGGAAAAUGCGGUGACCAAGAAAGAAACAGUACGGAUUUUUAAUAGUUUUUCGUUGAAUAUCGUGGAAAAUAUGGAGAAAAGUCGGAGAAUGCGAUUGUUUUGGUUUGUUGUGAUGUUUUUCAAUUUUAUCUUUGGAGUAACUGGUGUAAUAAUCUGUAGCCUUAAGUUAAAACAUUCCGAUGACGAAGAGGUUCAAGCCGGAUUCUUCAAGUUGUCCAUGUUGUUCGCAGCAUCUAAUCUUAUUCUUAGUGUUUUACUACUAGUAGCGGUUCUGAAAAAAGACCAAAAGUAUGCAUUCCUGUAUGCCUUAUUAAUAUUCAUAAGUCUAUUUGCAGCUACAAUGCAUAUAGAAAGUCAUACUAGCCAUGACUUUACCUAUCUCAUCAUAUUUGCCGUUUUUGCUUUUGUCUGCUUCAUGUGGUUUACUACAUAUGCUGCAUAUCAACUGUGGAUAAAGGAAACCACAUAUGAUACAGCUACAGCUACAUCUUCCCAAUGUCAAACACCUGUGGAGGAGGUUUAAAAGACAAGCAACUAAAAAAAAUCUUCUUUUAUUCACCAAAAAUUAUACUUGGUGUUAUCAUAUUCAGUUUGUUUUAAAUUCAUAAUAAGGUAUAGGUAAGGUGUAUUUUAAUGGUCCAUUAUAUAGGGUGUAACAAAAAGGUAGCUCAUAAAUUUAAUCACAUAUCUGGAACCAAAAAUAGUUCGGUUAAAUGUAACUUAAUUUUACCUUAGUACAAAUGUGCACAUAAAAAAUUACAGUCCUUUGGAGUUACAAGAUGAAAAGCAAUUUUUUCUAAUAUAUCCAAAAGUGUUAGAUAUUUUAUUUUUAGUAAAAUGGACAUGUGGCUUUCUUAUGGCAGGAUCAUCUUAAAAAAAUAAUAGUGAAAUUUGUGCUCCUCAUAAAAAUUGUAUGGGGUUUUGUUCCGUUAAAGCCCCCCAAAUGUUUGUGUACGUUCCAAUUAAAUUAUUAUUGUGAUACUAUUCGUUAAAAACUUUAGUUUUAAAACUUUUUUGCGUCUUAGUAUUUUUUCGAUAAGCCAGUUUUUAUCGAGAUACAGCUUUUUAUUUCAAAAUUUCUGAGUACCUAACUACAUGUUACUUAUAAAUAAAUUCUCAUAUUAUUAUUAUUAACUUCCUUAACUAUUUACAAAUAAUAUAGUCUUUUUUAUAUGGUGGAUUUUACAAAUGUUCAAAAUAUAUCAAUAAAAACUGACUUACUGUUUUAAUGUGAAAUUUAAUUGGAACAUACACAAACAUUUGGUUAAGGUUUAAUGGAACAAAACCCCAUAAAAUCUUUUUGGGGUGCUCAAAUUUCACUACCAUUCUUUAAAAGAUAUUCCUGUUAUGUUAUAAAAAGGCUACAUUUUCAUUUUUAACAUAAAAUCUCUAACAGUUUUCAAUGUAUUGAAAAACAUCGAUUUUCAUUUUGUAACUUCGAAGGGCUGUAACCUUUUCUAUGAGCACAUUUUGUACGAAUAAUGUAAGUUAGGUUCCAUCGAACUAUUUUUGGUACCGGAAUCAUCAUCAUCAUUCUCUUUGCCUUGUCCCUAUGCGGGGUCGGCUUCCCUAAUUGCUUUUCUCUACACAAUUCUAUCUUGGGUCAUAUCAAUAUUAAUCCCCUUUACCAACAUGUCCUGCCUAAUCGUCUCAUUUUGGCAUCAAUUGGUGCCACACCUAGACUUCCCCUAAUAUACUCAUUUUUAAUUUUAUCCUUUUUUGUCACUCCACUCAUCCAUCUAAGCAUUCUCAUUUCCGCCACAUGCAUUCGUUGUUCUUCUUUCUUUUUCACUGUCCAACAUUCAGUUCCGUACAUCAUAGCCGGCCUAAUGGCUGUUUUAUAGAAUUUUCCCUUUAACUUCAUUGGAAUUUUCCUUGUCACACAGCACACCACUCGCUUCCUUCCACUUCAUCCAUCCAGCCCCAAUUCUACUGCAUGCAUCUCCAUCUAUUUCUCCAUUACUCUGUAAUACCGAUCUCAGGUACUUAAAACUAUUGCUUUUUACAAUCAGUUUACCAUCCAAAGAUACCAUUUUAUUUGUAGUAACUCCAUCUUUAAAUGAGCAUUCCAAAUACUCUGUCUGUGUCCUACUAAGUUUUAAACCUUUUUCCUCGAGAACUUGUCUCCACUGUUCCAGUUUUUGUUCUAAGUCUCUUUCACUAUUUCCUAGUAACACGACAUCAUCAGCAUACAUUAAGCACCAUGGAAUGUUACCCUGUAGUUUCGCUGUUAUCUGGUCCAAAACUAAUGAGAAUAAAUACGGACUAAGCACCGAGCCUUGGUGCAAUCCUACUUUCACAUGAAAUUUAUCAGUCUCUCCCACACCUGUCCUAACACUAGUCGUUACUCCCUCAUACAUAGGUAUCCCUCACAAUAUUUACAUAUUUACCAGGGACUCCUUUCUUAUUGAGUGCCCACCACAGAAUCUCUCGAGGAACUCUAUCAUAUGCUUUCUCAAGAUCAAUGAAUACCAUAUGAGCGUUUGUUUCUUUACUCCUGUAUUUUUCCUUCAACUGCCUUAUAAUGAAAAUUGCAUCUGUUGUUGAUCUGCCUUGCAUAAAGCCAAAUUGAUUCUCGGAUAUUUCGGUCUCUUCACAUAUCCGUCUAUCAGUUACUCUUUCCCAUAUUUUCAUGGUGUGGCUAAGCAGUUUUAUAGCCCUGUAGUUUGUACAUUGUUAUAUAUCUCCCUUGUUUUUGUAGACAGGUAGUAGUAUACUGCUUCUCCAUUCGUCUGGCAUUUGUCCAACUUCCAUAAUUCUAUUAAAUAAACCUGCUAGCCACAUUGUUCCCGCCUCUCCAAAUGCUCUCCAUACUUCCCCAGGAAUAUCAUCUGGUCCUACCGCUUUUCCUUUCUUUAUUUUUUGAAGCGCUUGAGCCACUUCCUCGUUUGUUAUUUUGGUGACCAAAAUAAAAAACCAGAUACCAUUCACAUAAAUAACAUAUUUAGAUACCAUUCUGGUAUCUGAAUAUGUGAAUUAAUUCAUGGCGUACCUUCAUGUACCCUACGGUAUAUUUCAUGUAGUUAUUAUAGGCCUAGAUCCAGCGUACCAAAAAAAGUUGAUUACUAGCAAGUUGAAAAUUUGUUAAUAGCUUAACGGUGUCUAGUCGGACAUACUUUGAUGUACGGGAACACUGGAACAAAGGAAGUUUUAAUUGUGGAACAGGUUAAAAAUAUGAAACGUCAGACUACGAAAAAGUUCCAUGUAUUUUGUCGGACAGAACUUCCAAUUGAUUUGUUACCCUUAGUCCUGUCGCCAGUGGGGGUACAACGGCCUCCUUAAUUCAGAUGGACAUACCCAAGUUUAUUUUAUGUAUUUUGACCCGUAGAACACGAAUUUUUUGGGUAACAGUCGAUCCAGAUAUCGAUAAGAUUGUUAUAAACAAAGAACUUGAGGAAUCACAUAACAGCGAUUUUUCGCAAAACAAAACAUUGUUUUGUAUUUUUUGGGCCAUUCUAAGCAAAAAAUGUUUUUACAGCUUUUUUCGUAGGAUGCAUAGUUUUCGACAUAAACGCUGAUGAACUUUCAAAAAAUCGAAAAGUUGCAAUUUUUGAACCCGAAUAACUUUUGAUUGAAAAAUAAAAUAGCAAUUCUGCUUACCGCAUUUGAAAGUUCAAGUCAAAUUCUAUCGGUUUUGAUUACUUUCAUUGCUAAAAAUUAAUUUUUUUAUUGUUAAACAAAGCUAUAAUCACAUAGUGAUUGAAUGAUGUUUUCAAUGGAUUUCCCAUUUCAAAUCGAACGAGUAGGCGCGCAUACAGACAAUUUCUACGUAGAUUACGUACAUUAAAACGCAUGCAUUGGGCACGGGAAACACUAUGUGUUUAUGGCUUUGUUUAACAAAUAAAAACUUAAUUUUUAGCAAUGCAAAUAAUCAAAACCGAUAGAAUUUGACUUGAACUUUCAAAUGCACUAAGCAGAAUUGCUAUUUUAUCUUUAAUCAAAAGUUAUUCGGGUUCAAAAAUUGCACUUUUUCGACUUUUUGAAAGUUCAACCGCGUUUAUCUCUAAAACUAUGCAUCCUACCAAAAAACUUGUAAGAUCAUUUUUUGCUGAGAAUCACCCAAAAAAUACAAAAAAAUGUUAUUUUGCGAAAAAUCGCUGUUAUGUAAUUCCUCAAGUUCUUUGUUUAUAACAAAC